This is a messenger RNA of Eremomyces bilateralis CBS 781.70, 1089 nucleotides long. RefSeq names its product cytochrome c peroxidase Ccp1. Gene Ontology annotation, molecular function: heme binding; peroxidase activity. The record is from RefSeq and is a predicted model, not a curated record. NCBI's taxonomy places the organism in Eukaryota, Fungi, Ascomycota, Dothideomycetes, Eremomycetales, Eremomycetaceae. Bases 1 to 1089 code for a protein of 362 amino acids. Gene Ontology annotation, biological process: response to reactive oxygen species; hydrogen peroxide catabolic process; cellular response to oxidative stress. The transcript has 3 exons.
AUGGCAUCAAUCGCUCGAUCCGUUGCCCGCACCUCCACCCGUGCCGCCCGGCCCCUCGCCUCCCGCUAUGCCGCCCAGAACGCCCGCUCGUCCUUCCGACGCGGCUAUGCGGACAGCGCCGCGCCCCCACCCAAAUCAGGCGGCUCCGGCCUAAUCUGGGGCGCUGGACUGGCCGCGCUCCUCGGCGGCGGUGGAUACUACUAUUACACCACGCAGGGGACAGCCGAGCAGCAACAGAAGGAGUUCAAGCCGACGUUCGAGGACUAUCAGAAGGUGUACGAUGCGGUGGCGAAGAAGCUUGAGGACGAGGAUGAGUAUGAUGAUGGGAGUUAUGGCCCGGUGCUGUUGCGGUUGGGAUGGCACGCGAGUGGCACAUAUGACAAGGAAACUGGCACCGGUGGCUCCAAUGGCGCUACCAUGCGUUUCUCCCCUGAAAGGGACCACGGCGCAAACGCAGGCUUGAAGGCUGCCCAAGAUUUCCUAGAGCCCAUCCACCAACAAUUCCCCUGGAUCACCUACUCCGACCUCUGGACUCUCUCCGCCGUCUGCGCUAUCCAAGAAAUGCAAGGCCCUGUCAUCCCCUGGCGCCCCGGCCGCGCCGACCGCGACGUCUCCUACUGCACCCCGGACGGCCGCCUCCCCGACGCCUCCCAAGGCGCCAACCACAUCCGCGCCAUCUUCGGCCGUAUGGGCUUCGACGACCGCGAGAUGGUCGCGCUGUCGGGUGCGCACGCCCUCGGCCGCACGCACACCGACCGCAGCGGCUACGACGGGCCAUGGACGUUCUCCCCGACCAUCCUGACCAACGACUUCUUCAAGCUGCUGUUGGAUGAGAAGUGGGCGUGGCGGAAGUGGGAUGGGCCGAAGCAGUUUCAGGACGUGAAGACGAAGAGCUUGAUGAUGUUGCCGACGGACAUGGUGCUGGUGCAGGAUAAGAAGUUCAAGCCGUGGGUGGAGAAGUACGCGAAGGAUAACGAGCUGUUCUUUAAGGAUUUCUCGGACGCGGUGACGAAGUUGUUCGAGUUGGGCGUACCGUUCGAGGUGAAGGAGGAGGAUCGCUUCCGGUUCAAGCCGAACACCGGCCUAUAA